Molecule: messenger RNA, 1538 nt
Organism: Anopheles bellator
Lineage: Eukaryota; Metazoa; Arthropoda; Insecta; Diptera; Culicidae
Product: mitochondrial-processing peptidase subunit beta-like
Exons: 1
Coding region: 8-1441 (477 amino acids)
Cellular component (GO): mitochondrion
Molecular function (GO): metalloendopeptidase activity; metal ion binding
Source: RefSeq, a predicted model, not a curated record
UCAUUCGAUGGCCGCGUUGCUUAAGAUUCUUCGUCCGGCUGGUAUCCGGACGAACCGUGUCCGUGGCCUCUGCCAGCAUGUGGUGGGUCGUAAAAAACUAAGCAACGCCGGGAAGUUCCAAGCUGCGCUGGUGAAUGUGCCACCAACUGAGAUGACGAAACUCGGCAGUGGAUUGCGCGUAGCAAGCGAAGAUUCCGGAUCGCAAACGGCGACCGUCGGACUGUGGAUCGAUGCUGGGUCACGGUAUGAGAGCACCAGCACAAACGGCGUGGCACACUUCCUCGAGCACAUGGCCUUCAAGGGGACUGCCAAGCGUACGCAGACCGAUCUGGAGCUGGAGGUGGAAAACAUGGGAGCCCACCUGAAUGCAUACACGUCCCGCGAGCAGACCGUGUUUUACGCCAAGUGCCUUUCGAAGGACGUCUCGAAAGCGGUGGAGAUCCUUUCCGACAUCAUCCAACACUCGACGCUCGGCGAAGGCGAGAUUGAGCGCGAACGGGGCGUGAUACUGCGCGAAAUGCAGGAGGUCGAAAGUAACCUGCAGGAGGUGGUGUUUGACCAUUUGCAUGCCACUGCGUACCAGGACACUCCGCUUGGCAACACCAUCCUUGGCCCGACGAAGAACAUCCAAUCGAUCGGGAAGACCGAUUUGCAGAGAUACAUCAGGGACCACUAUAAGGCUCCCCGUGUUGUGCUAGCCGCAUCCGGCGGGGUCCGACACGAGGAACUCGUCCGUCUGGCCGAGAAGAAUCUUGGCCAGCUUAAUGCAACCGUUGACGGUUCCAGUUUGUUGACUCCUUGCCGUUUCACCGGCUCAGAGGUUCGCGUCAGAGACGACUCGCUUCCCCUGGCACACGUCGCUAUAGCGGUCGAAUCGUGCGGCUGGCCAGACCAAGACAACGUGCCGCUGAUGGUAGCAAACACACUGAUCGGUGCGUGGGACCGGUCGCAGGGCGGCGGUGCCAGUAAUGCCUCGAAGCUUGCUGUUGCCAGCGCCACCGACAACUUGUGCCACAGCUUCCAAUCCUUCAACACCUGCUACAAGGACACGGGCCUGUGGGGCAUCUACUUCGUUUGCGAUCCGCUUACGUGCGAGGACAUGCUGUUCAACAUACAGAACGAGUGGAUGCGCUUGUGCACGAUGGUGACUGAGGCCGAGGUCGACCGGGCAAAGAACCUGCUCAAAACGAACAUGCUUCUGCAGCUCGACGGCACCACACAGAUCUGCGAGGACAUCGGGCGCCAGAUGCUGUGCUACGGUCGUCGCAUUCCGUUGCACGAGUUGGAACGGCGAAUCAACAGUGUCACGGCGCAGAACGUUCGCGAUGUGGCUAUGAAGUAUAUCUUUGAUCGUUGCCCUGCCGUGGCCGCCGUUGGCCCGGUAGAGAAUCUACCCGAUUACAUGCGCAUCCGCUCGGCGAUGCAUUGGGCCCGCGUGUAAGCCUUGAACCACACAGAAGAGUAGCACCUUUCGUUCCUUGAUUAAAUUAUUGCCGUAUAAUUGAUGAUGCAUGCAAAUAAACAUUUUUUUAUCAACG